Molecule: messenger RNA, 1698 nt
Organism: Gekko japonicus
Lineage: Eukaryota; Metazoa; Chordata; Lepidosauria; Squamata; Gekkonidae
Gene: ADGRG7
Product: adhesion G protein-coupled receptor G7
Exons: 12
Coding region: 1-1698 (565 amino acids)
Biological process (GO): G protein-coupled receptor signaling pathway; cell surface receptor signaling pathway
Cellular component (GO): membrane
Molecular function (GO): G protein-coupled receptor activity
Source: RefSeq, a predicted model, not a curated record
AUGGUUGCUGCAGUGACUACAGUAAGCCAGAUUUUAGAUGCCAACAAGACUGAAUUUAAUUUAUCCGAUAAAAACCUCACUAGCUCUAUAGAAAGCCUCACAAUGGCAAUCCAAAAUUUCUCUGUGAGUAACAGUUCUGCUACAGAGGUGGUGCAGUCCAACAUUGCAGUUCGCAUAAUUUCUCCCCAGGAGCCCUCAACUACAGUUCUUUUUUCUGCGAUGAAGGGAUCAACUGACAGUUUGGUUUCUGACCGAAUAAAAGUUAGUGAACAGGCUACUGGCUUGAAAACUGAUGAUCGUACAGAAAUCCAGAUACUCAUCAAUAUUACAAGUACCAAUUUAACUGGAACAGAGAGAGUUGGCUUUGUACUGUACCAAAAUGACAAACUUUUCCCAUCAAAAAUUUAUAAAACUGAACUAGAAGAAAACUACAGUAACCGAAUCAUUUCCAGCAACGUUAACGGAACCAUGCUCAAUAAUAUUAAGUUAGCUUUAAACCCACAGUAUAACAGAUCAGAAUUUCAGCUAUACAAUUAUGCAUGUGUAUUUUGGAAUUACUCACUAAACGACUGGGAUACGGCAGGCUGCAUAAAAGAGAAAAACUCACCAAAGUUACUGGGAUGCAGCUGUAAUCACACAACUAAUUUUGCAAUAUUAAUGAGCUUCAGGAUCAAUUAUAAAUAUGCAAGGCCUCUAGAGAUUUUUACAUAUAUUGGUUGCGGUUUGUCCAUUGCUGGCUUGACUUGUACCACUGUGUUUCACGUUCUUAUCAGGAAACAACGGAAAACCUUUGUUACCUUGAUGGAUGUGAGCCUCUGUUCAGCUAUGCUGAUUUUUAACAUAAUCUUUGUUUCUGGAAUUGAAAACACAAAUGCCAACAUGAAUGCUGACGAAAACUCUGCUGCCAACAUCAUGCUCCAGUCUGACAUGGAAGGCCCUCCUACAAAUGACUGGUGUACGGCUGUAGCUGCCUUACUGCAUUAUUUCUUGCUGGCAACUUUUAUGUGGACUGCUCUUAAUGCUGUACAAAUGUACUUGCUAUUCAUAAAAGCUAAGCAGCAUCUAUUUCGACAUUAUAAUACAACCAUGUCAUUAAUUGGAUGGGGAGUCCCAGCAUUAUUUGUUAGCAUAACACUGGGAGCAACCUACAGUAACUCAAACUACCGCCAGGAAGAAUUUUGCUGGCUCGCAGCCCUUGAUUCGCAUCAGAACUUCUCCGUUGAGAAACCUUUGUUAUGGGCAUUCCUUUUACCUGUGGCAUUCAUCCUUCUGUUCAAUGUUAUUAUGUUUGGGAAGAUCAUUAUUUCUGUGCUAUGGAAGGAAAACAAGGAACUGACAAGCACCAAAAAGAAGUCCAUUGUGAAGAACAUACUUGGAACUCUUUCUAUAGCAGCAACCCUUGGAGUCACCUGGAUCUUGGGAUAUCUGAUGCUAAUAGACCAUGAGAAAACAAACAUAGUUUUCACUUAUGUGUUCUGUUUUUUCAGUGCUACACAGGGACUUCAGAUCUUUGUGUUCCAAGUUCUCAGAUCUGCAAUAUUCCGAGAAAAAGUUACUGAUAUUUUUGAAGCCUUUCAACGCUCUAAGAUAGGAUCUAUAUCAUCUUUAUCCAUACCUAAAAAGUCUGCCAGAGCUUCUACAACUUUUUGUCUCAUGUUCUCACCAGAAGCUUUGGGAAAAGAUCUAAAUCUCGAAUAG